AUGUUGUCCAUGACUAGGCAGAGACUUGGUCUUUCUACGCGGCAAUUGACACUUGCAACUCCUCCACAUAUGAUCCGAUCAAAGUCAACUUUCACACGUCUCACGACCUCCUGGGGACACCAUUUUUAUAAGCAUGGGAGGGCUGCCUAUGCUGCCGGAGGUAGUGGCGUAGCAAUCUUCGCAUUGGCUUUGGCGAAUCGAGAGGGAACCGAGUACCCAAGCGACUCACACGAUGCGAAGGCUCUCUCAACUGUCCCGUUCGGAAAACUAGUCUCUGGUUGGCUGGCUUUCGCCUUUUGCUCUUCGCCAACUUGGGUUGACACAAGCGAGACCUUGUACUCCGUCUUCUCCAACAUCCCUGUCGUCUCCUCCGUUUCCCAUGCAUUCAUAAUGCGAACAUUCUUCAAACAAUUCCUUGGUGGGGAGACAACCGAAGAGUGCGUUCCGAAAAUCGAAGCACUGCGAAAGAACCAUGUGGGCACCCUCCUUGGCUACAACAUCGAGGCCGAGUUGGACGGGUCAAGCAAAGACCCUCAACUGAUCCUGGCCCAAACACAGCAUGUGUUGUCUUCCAUCGAGGCUCAGGGAAAACUGGCCAAACAGUUCUGCCCGGACACCCGCGCCACUAGUGGUGACAACCGCUGCUGGGUUAGGAUCAAGGUGAGUGGUUUACUACCUCAUCCCGUCGCCCUUGAACAUGGCUCCAAUGCGAUUCUGGAAGCCAGACGGCAAAAAAGACUUGACAAAGGCGUUCCCUACCCGGGCUUGCCACAUGAUGGGGAUUGGGAAGCUGCACUGAAAGGAAAAGACGUCACAGAUUCAGACCGUGAACAGCUGCUUAGUCUCCGAGCUACUCUAGAGUCCAUUGCCAGUAAAGCACGAGACAAUAACGUGCGCAUCGUGAUUGAUGCCGAGCAGUCAUGGUACCAACCUGUUAUCGACAGUCUAACCGACGAGCUCAUGCAGAAGUACAACACUCUGGACGGACCAGCCACGUGCAUCGCAUCAUUCCAGGCGUACCUACGCAGGCACCCUCAACUUCUGGACCAUCAAAUCCGUCGCGCUGAUGAGAGAGGCUACAAGCUACUCUUUAAACAGAUUAGGGGGGCUUACAUGGUAUCAGAAGCGGAAAGAUGGCGAGCAGGAGGUAAAGAUGGCGAAGGGCCGGUCUGGUCAACGAAGGAAGAGACAGAUGCAAGCUUCAACUAUGGUGUUGAGAAGACGCUCUCCACGAUUGCUGAUCAGUUGCGCUCGACAGGCCACUCGAGGAUCGGGGUAGUCUUUGCUACCCACAAUUCCAUAAGCGUUGAUCUUGGAAUUAAGUUGAUGGAGGAACAUGGCCUGGCUCAGAGGGAGACUGGGAACGAGAGACUUUGGGUGACAAAUGGAGCUGCUGGCAGCAUCGGCUAUGCCCAGAUAUACGGAAUGAAAGAUGACCUGACAAACAGGAUAGCAGGAUCUCUUGUCUCGGAGAGCGGAUUGCCCCUGGUCGUUAAGUCCAUGAGUUACGGAGACUUGAAGGAGUGUCUGCCAUUCUUGGCAAGAAGGGCAACUGAGAAUAGGGCGAUUCUAGAAGGAAGGGGGGGAGCAAGUGCAGAGAGGGCAAGGCUAGGGCAGGAGAUAUAUAAACGUAUAUUGCCUUAA
Molecule: messenger RNA, 1644 nt
Organism: Fusarium keratoplasticum
Lineage: Eukaryota; Fungi; Ascomycota; Sordariomycetes; Hypocreales; Nectriaceae
Product: Proline dehydrogenase
Exons: 4
Coding region: 1-1644 (547 amino acids)
Cellular component (GO): mitochondrion
Molecular function (GO): proline dehydrogenase activity; FAD binding
Source: RefSeq, a predicted model, not a curated record